AUGUCAACCCCAAGAAGAAGUGAAAGAAAUACUCCAGUUAGAAGUCCACUUGAGGAAAUUGCCUCGCAAUCUUCUCCUGAGGAACUACAAAACACUCCUACUUUUAGGUUUGGUUUCCCUAACCCAUUCACCUCUCUAGGACAUGCUAUAAGUCGAACAUUUGGCUCCAACGAGCAAGCUCCAAUGAAUCUAGACGAUGUCUCGGAAGGGAAUCGGUCACCACUCUCUAAUACUACAGUUUCUUCGAAACCUCGUCUUACGACUCCACGCGGUGAACGACGCGUGCCUAAAGAUAUAGAACUUCCAGGCACGCCGUCGCGUCCAAGAGGUGACGUUCACCCUUUUACUCCUAGACCGCGUCAAAGACCUCUUUUUAAAAGUCCUGUAAAUGUUCGUCCGAGAGAUUUGAUUCGAGAACGUGAUGAUAUCGAUAUGGAAAAUACGGAAUCACCAAAGUUGGAGCAUAAUAUUUGGGGUACUAUGAUUGAUUUGGUUGAGUGUAAAGAAGUGUUCAACGAGUUUCUUAGAAACUUUAAGAAGGAGGACAGAAAAAUUAGAGAUGGAUUAUCUGUAUUAGAUCGAGAUAGAGAAGUAUUUUAUGAGAGAUAUUUGAAGAAGAUUUACGAAAAUGAAGAAGUCAGAGUGAACCUUGAUGUGCAAAAUCUACUUGCAUAUCCGAAAACUGUAAAACUGUACCAUCAAUUAUUAAAGUAUCCUCAUGAAAUAAUUCCUUUGAUGGAUAGCACAAUACUGGAAUAUUAUAAAGAGCUCCAUGGACAUAAUACGGCCACUCAGGAAUUAAGGAUAAGACCUUUCAAUUUGUGUAAUUCGGUCAAUAUGCGUGAUUUGAAUCCUUCUGAUAUCGAUCAGCUCGUAUCAAUCAAAGGACUGCUAAUAAGAGCAUCGCCACUCAUUCCGGACAUGAAAAUUGGAUUCUUUCGUUGCUCUGUUUGUGGGAAUCCAUUGGAACGCAUGGUCGAGCGUGGUAAAAUAGAUGAACCAGAUCGAUGCCCCCGACCGCAAUGUAAUUCAAAAAACACGAUGGAUCUCAUUCACAAUCGAUGCACAUUUAGCGAUAGACAAGUUUGUCGUUUACAAGAAACUCCGGAUUCCAUUCCCGAUGGUCAAACACCUCACUCUGUCACAUUAUAUUUAUUUGAUGACUUGGUGGAUGUUGCACGUCCCGGUGACAGGCUUGAAAUUACGGGUGUCUUUCGGUCUGUUCCAAUUCGCGUACACUCACGACAACGCACCAUGAAAUCUCUAUUCAAAACAUUCAUCGACGUUUUACACGUGCGUAAAACGGAUAAUAAGCGUUUGGCAGUUGAUAGUAUUGUCAAUGAAACCAACGAAAAAGAAAAUAGCAAAGGGAAAAAUAAAGAGGAUGACGAAACUUUUUAUGCUUCGAACAAAUUACCAAAAUAUGACGAAUUAGAUGAAAUUCCUGAUCAUUCUGAAGGUGAAAGGAUUGAGCGGUAUAUUGGGAUAUCACAAUUGCCAAACUUAUACGAGAUAUUGGCUAAUUCAUUAGCACCAAGUAUUUACGAAUUAGAUGAUGUAAAGAAAGGAAUCCUUUUGCAACUGUUUGGAGGUACAAAUAAAAAAUUCAAAACAGCUGGGAAUCCACGAUAUCGAGGUGAUAUCAAUGUAUUGUUAGUUGGUGAUCCAGGAACUAGUAAAUCACAACUAUUGCAGUAUAUACAUAAAAUCGCUCCUCGUGGAGUAUACACUUCUGGUAAAGGCUCUUCGGCCGUUGGGUUGACUGCAUAUGUUACUCGUGAUCCAGAUACAAGGCAAAUAGUAUUGGAAAGUGGGGCUUUAGUGCUAAGUGAUGGUGGUAUUUGUUGUAUUGAUGAAUUUGAUAAAAUGUCUGAUGGAACCCGAUCAGUUCUUCAUGAAGUGAUGGAACAACAAACUGUUUCAGUUGCAAAAGCAGGAAUUAUCACUACUCUCAAUGCCAGAACAUCUAUUCUUGCAUCUGCAAAUCCUGUAAAUUCAAAAUAUGAUCCCAAGCUGUCCAUCAUUGAAAACAUCCAGUUGCCACCGACAUUAAUGUCAAGAUUUGAUCUUAUCUAUCUAAUAUUAGAUAAAGAAAAUGAAAUGGUUGAUAGACGCCUCGCGCAGCAUAUUGUAUCUUUUUAUUUAGAAGAUAUACCUAACGUUGCUGGACCUAAUAUCUUGCCUGUUGAAGAUUUGACUGGUUACAUUAGUUAUGUGCGCCAACAUUGUGACCCAACUCUUACCAGUGAAGCUUCCAGUGCCUUAACAGAAGCCUAUGUUGAAAUGAGAAAAAUGGGGCAAGAUCCAAGAUCCAGCGAAAAAAUUGUAACUGCUACGACUCGGCAGCUUGAAUCUAUGAUUAGACUGUCAGAAGCUCACGCUCGUAUGAGAUUAUCAUACACCGUGGAAAUCGAUGACGUCAAGGAGGCUGUGCGUCUUCUCAAAGAAGCUAUUAAACAGUAUGCGGUUGACCCUAGCACCGGUAGAAUCGAUAUGGACAUGAUAAACACAGGAAGGGCAAUGCAUAAACGACAUUUACUGGAAGAUUUACGAAAAGAAAUAUGGCGAUUAAUAUUAAACUACGAUUCACCAAGUAUAAGAUGGAGGAAAUUACUUCUAGAUGAUGUUUCUGAUAAAGACUAUGAAGAGGUGAUUAAUAAUUUAGAACAUGACGGAGAGAUUCGCGUCACUGGCACCGGGCAGGACCGCAUCAUUAAAAAGUUGUCGAGUGACGACCAACCAAUGAUAUAA
This is a messenger RNA of Ambispora gerdemannii, 2751 nucleotides long. The record is from the annotation of a GenBank genome assembly. NCBI's taxonomy places the organism in Eukaryota, Fungi, Glomeromycota, Glomeromycetes, Archaeosporales, Ambisporaceae.